Messenger RNA from Sorex fumeus (smoky shrew), 1803 nucleotides. It is a transcript of the gene TMEM53, whose product is annotated as transmembrane protein 53. Bases 224 to 1120 code for a protein of 298 amino acids. Lineage: Eukaryota; Metazoa; Chordata; Mammalia; Eulipotyphla; Soricidae. The record is from RefSeq and is a predicted model, not a curated record. The transcript has 4 exons.
GGGCGGGGCUUGGUUGCUAGGGCUGAGCCCUUCGGGAGCCGCGGGAGACUCGGACAGACUCGCUGGUUGCUAGGGCGGGAGGUCAGAGAGCGCGACUCGGGGAUUGGGUGGCUUCAAGGGAGGUGGGCGGGGACUGGGCGGUGCCGGGAGGCCCCGGGCUGCGGCGAGGGCGCGCGAGCUCGAGUUCUGGUGCGAGGCCUGCGCUGAGGGCCCGCGCUUCACCAUGGCCUCGGCUGAGCUGGACUACACCAUCGAGAUCCCGGAUCAGCCCUGCGGGAGUCAGGAGAACGGGCCCAGUCGAUGCGGGAAGGAGGCCGGGACCCGGCAGCCUUUGGUGAUUCUCUUGGGCUGGGGAGGCUGCACGGACAAGAACCUUGCCAAGUACAGCGCCAUCUACCACAAGAGGGGCUGCAUCGUGAUCCGCUGCACUGCCCCCUGGCAUAUGGUCUUCUUCUCCGAGCCCCUGGGCAUCCCUUCACUGCGCGUUUUGGCCCAGAAGCUCCUGGAGCUGCUCUUCACCCACGAGGUGGACCAGGAGCCGCUGCUCUUCCACGUCUUCAGCAACGCCGGCGUCAUGCUGUACCGCCACGUGCUGGAGCUCCUGCACACCUGCCGGCGCUUCUGCCACCUGCGCGUGGUGGGCACCAUCUUCGACAGCGGGCCCGGUGACAGCAACCUGGUGGGGGCGCUGCGGGCCCUGGCAGCCGUCCUGCAGCGCCGGCCGGCCGCGCUGCGCCUGCUCUUGCUGGGGGCCUUUGCCCUGGUGGCCGUCCUGUUCCACGUCCUGCUGGCUCCACUCACCGCCCUCUUCUACACCCACUUCUACGACAGGCUCCUCCACGCCGCCUCCCGCUGGCCCGAGCUCUACCUCUACUCGCGGGCCGACCGGGUGGUCCUGGCCAAGGAUGUGGAGCGCAUGGUGCAGGCCCGCCUGGCACAGCGGGUCUGGGUGCGUUCCGUGGACUUCGAGUCGUCGGCCCACGUCAGCCACCUCCGCGACUUCCCCGCGCACUACACCAGCCUCUGCGUCAGCUUCAUGCGCAGCUGCAUCCGUGGCGGGGGGCCUGGUUCGCCCCCCUCGCCUCAGCUCCAGGACUGCGUGCCCAGCCCCUCCCCGUGACCAGCAGCCAGGGCGGGGGUGGGGGGUGCCCAUUCCGGCUUGGGGCCCCUCCCGCCCUUUAGAACCUCACGGUCCUAGAGGGUUCACGGGGCCUCUGUUCUGGGCGACUGUGGUUGUCAGGGGACCCCUGGCCCCUAGAGGGCGGCAGUGCCUGAGUAUCUGGGGGGCUCCGCCCACUGCCAGGCUGUUGAUUCCUGGGUCUGGAAGGGGUUAAUAGGGGGGGUGUUGGGGACGUGCUCAGGGGGGUCACUGGCUUUGGAACAGAGGGUGAGCUUCUUGGACAGGUGCCCAAAGGUAGGGGUGAUCCACAGGAAAGCCCCCCAACAGGAAGUCCUUCCCUGUGAACCCUCAGUGGGGAUCCCCCAAACUCUGCCCACCUGCUCGCCAGUGCAGAGUCUGAGAAGCUAAAAGGGGAGCUGAGGAGGCAGAGCUGGGGCCUGCCCGUCAUUUUGCCAGGAACCAGCCGAUGGAGGCAGGAAAACUGCCAGGUGGGAGGAACGAUGGGGAGCAGGGAUCAGGAAGGCAGCAGCGUGCUGUGGGCCCCGGGCAGCCGGGGGGCAUCCUGGGCACAGCAUCAGGAGUCACAACUUCUGGUCUUCCUCAAGGAGACUGCACGCGCUUGGAAGGCAGGAGGCGGCUUUGGUCACUUGCUGUCGCACUCGGUAUUCAAUAAAAUCAGACGG